Molecule: messenger RNA, 2993 nt
Organism: Marchantia polymorpha subsp. ruderalis
Lineage: Eukaryota; Viridiplantae; Streptophyta; Marchantiopsida; Marchantiales; Marchantiaceae
Source: the annotation of a GenBank genome assembly
UCGAACAACACGGCUCGAGGAGUGUGGGAGUGACUGCCUCCCUGCCUGCGCGUGCCUCGACUCGACGACGACGGCGACUACUACUAGUACUGAUUGUGGGUGCUGCUACUCACAGGAGAGUGCACGACAGAGAUCACCGGAGCCAUUGCAGCCAAAGGAGCUUGUUGUCACGCUCUGUGACAUUGGCAAGCUUGGCUUGGCUCACUAGCAAUUUGUUUCGAUCCAUCGAUCGAACGAAGCAAGAACAAGAACACGAACACGAAGCAGCAGAAGCAGACGCAGACGCAGACGCCAGGAAGAAUCCGAAUUAGUUUUCAGUACAGUAUUAGAUUCUGAAGAGAGGAUCUGGAUUUAUUGUGUAUGAGGAGCCUCUCCUUCACUCACCAUUGCUCUCGAGAUCUCCUGACGACGGGAGAGCGCCAAGCCUUCCACGAGGAGAAAAGGACGCAGCAGCUGGAAGAGGCGGAGAAGGAGGGGCGAAAACUAGAACACAUUCUUGAAAUUUCCAAACAGAAUUGAUUGCGAUUUGGAGGGGAGUGCUAGCUUUGCCGAGUCAAACGGCGUGGUGUAGUGUAAUAUUGCCAACUUGAUGUGUAUGGUAUUGGGAAGCCCGAGUAGAGAUCUCAGCUUAUGUGAAGGAGGUGAGUCCACUCCAGCCUGCGCUCGUUCCAAUUCAAUUCAUCUGUCCCCCUCGAGUCGCGCUCGGCCUACGCCACGGACUUGUUGACCCUACGCCGCAUGAAUCCAAAAUUCCAACAUCCCCUGUCCCUUGUUCCCUGUCAGACGAUCAUGCCCGGCUUGCGCCGUUAGAUCCAAGUCUCGGAUGAGCAUCCCAGAGAUCGAAGAGCUGUGACGGGGUCUCCGCCUGCCAGCCCUCAACGCAGAGCGAUCCACUUGUUGCUGCGCAGGGAGGGAGGGAAGGAGGGAGGGAGGAGGGAAAAUUUGUUACAAAGAAGGGAGAGAUCUUGGGAGAAUGAUUGGCGAUCUACUCUUUUGGCUCCUCACUCGCGCCUUCCUUGCGCAGGUCGACACUGCAAGCGCUUGAAGUCGUCGACGUUGAGAAUGAAUUAUGGUGCGCUACAGAAGAUGAGCAAUGGAAUUGCCACAGCUCUUCUGGCGGUCGGAGUCGUAAACAUCAUUUUCUACUUGAAACAUCAGCGACAGAAGCGGUCUAAGUUUGACACAAUCACCCCAAAAAUAACGUACUCGGAUGCAGGAGUUGUAGUCUCGAUCGAACGAUUCGGGGAGUAUGUCGUUCGACAGAUGGGGCUCGAUGCGAAGACCCAAGCAGCCAUGCGCGUGGCGAAGGUCGCGGAAGAUUAUCUGAGAGGAGACAAGAGUAGAGCGGACGACAGUCUCGAGAUUAUCUUUACUUUCCUUUCCUCAAUUUGCCCAGGAACCACCGACGAUGAGAUCGAGUACCUCAAUCGACAACUCGUCAAGGAGCUGGAUGUAUGCAUGCUCAGCUAUUUCAGUUUCCACUGGGAGCACACGGGCAAAAUCAUUGAUCAGGUCAUAAACGUCGAAGGAAAGCAGAAGAGAUCCUUGAAGAAAGCCGUCCUUUCAGCAACGAGGAAGCAGCGAUAUCAAAGGGUGAUGCAGGAUCUUAAGACCAAGAGGAUUUUCUCAACCAUGUUGGAAAUGAUGAAAGCCAUGGGACGUCACAAUCCUUCGAUUCCUCAGGAAGGAGCUGUAGUCGUGCCGGCAGACUCGGCCCAUCGUAGUCCCGUUCUUUUGCUCAUCGGCGGCGGCAUGGGUGCCGGCAAGAGCACGGUCGUCAAAGAGAUCAUGCAAGGGCCGUUUUGGGCCGGCGUGGCUCACAAUGCAGUCGUCGUGGAAGCCGACAAUUUCAAGGAAAACGAUGUCAUUUACCGCGCUCUGAGCUCCAUGAGCGCCGGCCACAUCUCGGAGGCGGCCGAGCUUGUUCACCAGUCUUCGACGAACGCAGCGUCAGCUCUGCUGGUGGCAGCGCUGAACGAAGGCCGAGAUGUGAUUCUCGACGGGACGAUGUCGUGGGAGCCGUUCGUCCUGCAGACCAUCGCCAUGGCCCGGGACGUCCACAACCGGCAGUACUGCAUGGGUCCCGGCUAUCUGGAGAAACCGGACGGCACCGUGACGGAAAUCUACUGGGAGCCUGCUGAGGUCGAGCCCACGGCCGAUGGAUCGAGCGACGGCGCUGCAGCCAAGCCCCCGCAGCUCGCCAAGAAGCCUUACAGAAUAGAGUUCGUCGGCGUUACCUGCGACGCGCACAUGGCCGUCAUGCGGGGCAUGAGGAGGGCUAUUAUUACUAAAAGGGGCGUUCCGGUAAAGGGACAGCUAAGGUCGCACAAACUGUUCGCAGCUUCGCUAGAGAAGUACUGCGACCUUGUGGACCAUGUCAAGAUCUUCUCCACGAGUCAAAUGGGCGGUCCGGGAGAGUUGAUAGCACUCAAAGAUGGGAAACACAACCUGCUGACGGAUGCCAAGGCGUUCCCAGCGGUUUCGAACCUACAAAGACUGAACGAAAGGGCGACGUCGGUGUUGGAGCUGUACGGCACGGAUGCUGAAGACAAGGCCAUCGAAUCCUGGACGAGCAUUGUACAAGCUGCAGACAGAGAAUCUCGUCAACAGCUGCUGGCCGCGCAGCUGAACAAUGCAAACCUGCAUCACGACUUUAGUGAGUGGGAUCUAACGUCACUAGCGAGUAGUUCGAUAAAAAGUAACCUUAGCUCUCAAAGCUCGCUUGCCUCGCAAAGUUCCAUUUCCAGCUUGGAUAGAUUGGAGAGCACCGCUGAGCACGUAAGCGAAAGUAGUAAUGGUAGCGAUGUAGCCAAAGAAGAGAAAUAAUAUCGGAAUCCGCUCUUAUAGUGUACAAUAGAUAGGCAUAAAUUUUGUAAACAUGGAGCUCCCGGCCCAGCCCAUAGCUGCCUCGAUAGAGCUUGACGAGCAACGGAUUGUAAUCUUGUAUCCGAAUAUGAACACCCCAUUUUUUUUUCUCCAGUACGUGGAGACUC